Messenger RNA from Monascus purpureus, 2820 nucleotides. The record is from the annotation of a GenBank genome assembly. Lineage: Eukaryota; Fungi; Ascomycota; Eurotiomycetes; Eurotiales; Aspergillaceae.
CAAUCCGGGUUUCUGUCUUUGAAUUUUGUGGUGCUGCUUAUUGUUGAUCUUAUCCUGGUUGCGGUUGUUUCCUCAACCAGCCUCAUGGUCUCUCAUGAAGCUCCCUGAUAUGUUAACGGUGCACAAUGGGGAGACAAGCUUAUAUAAAUCGGCUCGCUCUGGGUCGAUCCCCGUACGAAGCCCCGGAGUCCAGUGUUCCUGACCUUUCAACUUCUGCACGGCGGAGGGCCGCUUCGCUCUGUGCCGAUGGAUAUGUUCAGCACUAUGAUGAAAGGGGCCAUCCUAUCAAUCCCGAGUCAAAACAGUUUGGGAGAGAGCUUAGAAGAGCUAAGAAUGACAUACUCUCAACCAUGGGUGUCGUGGUCAGCGGCGAGGAUGGUAAUUCGGGUAUCUCGAACGAACAGCGGAAGAUCAACCUUAUUGCCGCUGAAAAUGACUACGGUCUAUUUGUGGCAACUCUAGACCAGAUCCUAGUAUUUAUUGGCUCGUGGUGGACGUCUUCUCUCGCAGGCCGGGUACAGACGUUCAGAAGCUAUACGCAGGUGCCACUGGCGAACAUCAUUCGUUUUGAAUGUGCUUCCGUGGGAUUACCGGGAUUCUAUUUUGCUGGAAUUCCCGCAUGGGCAAUAUCUUCCUGCCUGUCCAUCUGCCGACAUCAUCCGCUUGAGCGUUUAAUGCUGAUCUUGCAAAGCCCGUUGCUGCGACGCUCUCCUAAUGACGAGUAUACUCGAAUUAUUCGCUCUAUAUUCUCAAUUCUGCAUUCAGCGACGAGGGGAGCUUUACUGGCCUUGUCUGUACAGACUUAUAUCUAUUCUCUUUUACAAUCUCUACAUCUCAUCCAUCCAUAUGUUAUACCUGGAGCUCAACUUUUCACUCCAUUUGGCGGCCUUUUGCUGUUUCGGCUCCCAUCUUUGCCCAGAAGCUUGUCCCUUCGAUCACUCAGUGCCUUUUUCUCAGACCUAUUGAAAGCACCUCCGUUGAUGAUUUACCUUUACGUCUACCUGCGACCGAUUAUAGAAGUACGGCUUUACAGGUUAAUCCGCCGACGACUGACGAAGCCCAGUCUUGCCGACGAACAUUCCAUCAGAGUCGCAUUCGAGAACGACCUUCUUGAUUGGAUGGUACCAACACUUGGACGCAGGUCUGAAGAAGAGAAUGUCCGCGGUAGACUUACUUUUUUUGAGGAUUUGAAAUGCGAAAUAUUGGUUUUUAGUCGUUGGGUAAUGUCCUGGUUUGACUCCAGUCGUCGAGGAUCGGAUCCCAGGGCAAGACUUCGUACCAGAGGAGCACGCAUGGAGUCUCUUCGGCGCCAUAUCGAGGAGCUGCAGACUGAAUUAGGAGCAGCCCAGUCGCAGACUCGUCUAUCGUCACAGCUACCAAUUGCGCCUUCUCAAGACGCAGGGGAGCUGAGUUUACACAAUAACACUUCUGGCAGCCGAGAACACUUGCCUGACUUCACGCAAGCUCCGGUUGAGUCACUUUUUGAUAUGGACCAGGUCUUCUCAAACGAUGAGAAUCGUAUGUCCCAGUCACCUAUGGAGAUGGAGGUAGACAAUGAGUAUUUCGAGAUGGCAUCGCGGGCGGUGCCCUCAACCACUGCUCUUCCUAAUGAGUCUAUGAAUAACGGGUCUCAAAUUAGCGACGAGGCCGGGGUGGACCAAUCUAAUUCACGUUCGAAUACUCUGUUCUCGCCUGUUCCAUCUCCUGGAACAUCUCCUCCAACAUCACCCCGCGUCAGGGCUUCUUUAAUCCAUCAGAACUCGGAUAUUAUAACCAUGCAGCUGGAGGUUCUUACCAACCGCAAUGUGCAAGCUUCGAGCCAAGAGAAUGCCAGAGCUAGUAACGAGGAUCCCAGACAAAAUCACAGGGGUGCCCCAAAUGACCGUAGGUCUAUCACCGAAUUUCUGGACUCCCUUCUUUCAAACCAGGGAAACAAUCUUGCGGCCGGUCAUCCUUCGCAUGUCGGCGAAAGUGAUGGCCUUUCAAAUUUCACAGCCACUGCUCCAGCUACUUUAAGGGGGGAUUCCUCUAUUCCCGCCGUGGAAAACCAACCUCAGGAUAUGCCCGCAAACAAUCCCAUUGUCGAAUCACCCGUUGACGCUCCAGUCACGAGUCUUGCAAAUGUGCUCCCGGACGGCGUGGAGGAACCAAACAACGAGGGCAUUCACAAUAAUCAACUGCCAGAAGGAUUUGAAAAUCGAUCGGAAACAGAAACACGUCCGUAUACAUCCCGCUCACUGGCUCAUCCACGUUCAACGACUUCAGGCAUUCCACCACCAGCUCAUAGAGUCACAAUCCUGUCCGCCCAUCCUGUGGACUCUGUCGCAUCACAUGCUGCAUCCAUACUCACAACUACAUUAUUUAUUCCUUUCGAGUCACUUUAUCUUCGCUCUCUGGCAACCUCUUACCUAUCAUCUCGAGCUUUCCCCUCGACACUACGAUAUGACGUUCGCCCAAUGGGAGCCUGGGCAGGGGGUGGCUCGAUGGCAGAUGCCGCUGCGUACAUGGGCAAGCUAGCCGUACUGGUGGGCAUGCAAGCGGCCAUGAAUGUCGGCUUUUGGAGCAUAAUUACGCGGGUAGUUGUCUAUAUUGGAAAAACAUUCUGCGGUUGGGGAACUCUGUGAAUGAUGGUCAGGCAUAUCGGUUAGUUGUUGUUGCAGGACAUUAUUAAUAUAACUAUUCAAGCUCGAAUGUGGCGGAGAUUUUUUAGUUUUCUUACCGGAGACAAUUGAAUAAUAAACAGGCAAGGAUUCUAUUGCUGUCACAUAUGCAGAUGCAUGGAUGCAUAUCGGUCUAGAUCUGCAUGAAAAAAUACGGAAU